Messenger RNA from Zea mays, 1449 nucleotides. RefSeq lists its product as uncharacterized. The coding region runs from base 617 to 1291 and encodes 224 amino acids. The record is from RefSeq and is a predicted model, not a curated record. NCBI's taxonomy places the organism in Eukaryota, Viridiplantae, Streptophyta, Magnoliopsida, Poales, Poaceae. The transcript has 2 exons.
UUUUCCUCAGAGUCUAUACCGCGCCCAGCCUCCAUUCUUCUCCCUCACCGUCGCGGGCUCCAGCUCGGCCGCCCAUCUCCCAAUGCUCGACUUCCCUCUGUUCCUUCCCUGCUUUCGCUCGGUUUCCAGCUCGUCGCCAUUGCCGUCGCGCCCCUUCUGCUCCAGCUCGCUUCUGCCUGGCGGGUUGGCCGUGGAGGCACAGUCGGCCGUGGCAGCCAACGCGUGCAGGCCACGGAGGAGCGCGCGACGGGACUGGCCGUCCCAGCUCCAUGGUCGAGCUCCCUGCGUGCAGCCGCGCGCUCCUCUACUCGGUGAGAAAUUUGCUAUUAUGGAUGUCCUCAGAUGCGGCUUCGACGAUUUGGAGGCGUAGGCGAGGGAUUAGCUGAUAUGGAAAAGCAGGGAAUAGGCCACUCGCCAAAACGAACAAGAACACUUCAUUACUUGGUAACUUCUCUGAUUAAAGCAGUGAAUCUCACGGCGUCUACAUCCCGUUUCCCUUCUCUCUGUCUCCACUUUACCAGCAACCAGCAGCCGUCGUUCUUUUCUAUCCCAGCGCAACCCUAGCCGCACCUGAGAUCUCGCCGCACCCUAGGCGCCUCCCUCAAAUCGCAGGAAGAUGGAUCGAACUGCUCCGGUCGUCGCUAUUGCAGAGGUUGUUGAUGCUGCUCGUGCUGCGGCUGUUGCAGCUGCGGAGGCGAGAUGUGUGGCGUUGGUUGCUGAGAAGGAGGCACGUGCGGGUGUUGAAUCUGCCACUAUUGCAGCGGGUAAGGUUGAACUUGCCGUAUCUGCUGUGAAGUAUGGUAGAUUUGUAGAAGGUGACUCCAUGGUGGAAUCAAAGGAUAAUGUUGACUUGAAGUAUCAUGUUAGCAUCAAGAACUCACUGCGAUAUGCCAUACAAGAGAUGAGGAGGCAAUCUUCAAUUAUACAAAACAUGAAUAGGUUGUGUUGUAGCAUCCCAGAAGUUGAAGGGGGUAAGGUUGGAAAGCUUUCUUCGCAUUUGAAGGAAGUGUGCAAGGGUCUCGAGAAGACAUCUAUUGUUUGUGAAGAAGAUCUGGAGAACAAAUGUCCUGGUUGGGACCUAGAUCAUCCCCCUUCAGAUGUUGAAGACGACUGUAACCCUUCUGAAUUUGAGGACCAAGAAGAUGGAUAUGUGUCAGAAGAUCCGGAGCUGUGGGAAAUGGUUUUUGAAGACAUGAAGUGGGAAGAGAACAAAGUUGCUGUCUCUUUGUUCGAGCAUUGUCGUAUUAUGGGCUACGACUACGACCAGAUGUUUGAUCAUACUACCAGAUGAACCUGUAACCAGUUUGUGUCAUGAGAUGAACUUGUAACCAGUUAUGUAGACUUUUGUGAUGUCAAGACUAUGUACUUGAAACAUCUCUAUGUGAUGUGGUCCAGUUUAUGUAAGACUAUCUAAGUAUUCAAGACAGCUAUGUAUGCAGUCUGUUCCCA